ACCCUGCAAACGGUUCUCGCCCAUAUAGAAGUGAGUCGCCAAGGAGUCGACAGUUUCAGACUCAGGACAGACCGUUUUUCUUCUCAAGAAAUCUUAGAACAUCGACUCGAAGAGAACAUUCAUUGUUCAUCAUGAAAUUCCUCAUAAUUUUACUCGUAAUAUCUCCCAUUUACGUCAUUGGCGAUGUACUCGGUGAUCUGUUAGGAGAAGAAUUGUAUCUAGUUGAUAAUAUUCGUGCGAAGAGACAGACGCAUGCACAGCAACAACAGAUAAAUUAUAGGCCUUAUUCUCAAGCGCCAGCACAGAUCAAACAAUUAUUGGCCUCUCAACAAACCCGUGACCCAUUGGUACAUAUACCAGCUCAGCCGGCACCACAAUUGUCAAACGGACCAAGACCAGAACCAGUUUAUCAGAGUCAGGCUCAAGUUGCUUCUUAUAAGCCAGAGAUUCGAUUAGGUUCGGCACCUCAGCAACCAAGUUACAAACAGAUCCCAGUAGCUCCAGCUCAAUAUAGACCACCGGCAGGUGCCGCUCAAGCUCAAGGUCGUCAAUAUACACCACAAUAUCAAAGUUCUGCACCUCGGGCUGGUUAUCAGCCGCAGGCACAGGCACAGCCGCAAUACUCGAAACAAUUGCCCUCGGAACUUCGACAAUUAUUACAAAUCCAGGCUGGAUUACCUAAUGCCAUUCCUCACGGUCGGCAAGGUUAAUUUUAUUUUUCCCUUGAAGAUUUCAUCUAUCUUCCUUUUUUUCAUGCUUUUCUUCUUCUUCUUCUUGGUCUUUCUUCUCUUUUUUUUUUUUUUUUCAAUUUUUUUUCUUUCUAUUUUUAUUCUCGCGCAUUCGUCGCCAGUUAUGCUGCGUCGAAGAAAUAAACGAUUGUAAGUUUGUUUUUUCUUUUUCUUCUUCUUCUUCUUUUUCCCUUCUUUUUUUUUCUUCUUUUCUUUUCUUUCUCUUUUUUUUUCUUUUUUUUCUUUUUUUUCUUUUUUACAUACGACAUAUCCAUGUAAUAUCUACAUCUAAUUCAGGAGUUUUGAAUUAAGAUUUAAGGGAAGUUAGAUUUCGUAAUUAUCAUCAGUUCAUGGUCAUAUAAUAUCAUCGUCAUUAAAACUAAAACGAAGUUGAUACUUUA
Messenger RNA from Vespa crabro (European hornet), 1129 nucleotides. Its product is annotated as DNA translocase FtsK-like. The transcript has 3 exons. The record is from RefSeq and is a predicted model, not a curated record. Bases 132 to 710 code for a protein of 192 amino acids. NCBI's taxonomy places the organism in Eukaryota, Metazoa, Arthropoda, Insecta, Hymenoptera, Vespidae.